This is a messenger RNA of Paramormyrops kingsleyae, 2563 nucleotides long. RefSeq names its product potassium voltage-gated channel subfamily V member 2. Gene Ontology annotation, cellular component: voltage-gated potassium channel complex; membrane. Lineage: Eukaryota; Metazoa; Chordata; Actinopteri; Osteoglossiformes; Mormyridae. Gene Ontology annotation, molecular function: delayed rectifier potassium channel activity. Gene Ontology annotation, biological process: action potential; protein homooligomerization; potassium ion transmembrane transport. The record is from RefSeq and is a predicted model, not a curated record.
UCCAGUGUAAUAUUACGGGUUCCUCCUGUAUCACAUGACACUUCAAGAAGGUGGCCAAAGCCUGGCUUAUAGCUGCAGUGCGUCCAUUUGCUCCACCCCUCAGUAUUUUUGCUCAAGCAGUAACUGAGUAUUUUAGCUGCUUGUGGCAUUCCGUAUGGCAUUCUGUAUGCCUGUUGCGUGACCUGCACCAGACCCACCCCCAAGCACUAGGGUCUGGUAUCACUAUACCAAAUGAGGAAAAACACUCCUACAGUCCAUAAAAGCUUUCAUUAUUUAGCAGCAUUGCAGUUGUGUAUUGAAGCAUAAAAUCUGAUUAGGUUUGCAACAUGUUGAAAUGGAUCGUUUGUGACUGAAAAUAAGAUUCUGUGAGCAGUUCAUGCAAAUGUGCCUGUAAAAACCACAUCGAAUGUGGUAAGAGUUACUCUACCUUUGCUAUCUCUCUGUUAAAUCCUUAAAUCAACUUUGCAUUAAUCCUGACUGUAUUUAUAGCCAUGCUUAAGAAACCAAAAGAACAGCAAUGGGAUUAAACCUCCAGGCCAAAAAAGAAUCCAUAGUGUCCUUGACUCUGAGGCACUAAGACUGCUUCCCAUCCCAAUCUUGUCCUGGACUGAAUAGGCGUGACAUCCCCAUUUUCUGCAGCUCUCUGGAUGGAUGAGAUUCAUUUCAGGCACAACAUUGGGCAUUGGGUACAAACAAUGCCAAUUUAUUCUUGACUUGCCAUGGGAGACGGAAUAGAAUCAACAAAUCUUCUUUUGUGCAACUUCUAGUCCUCCCUCCCCCUUGCCUUCUCUCUGGAAUCGUUGUUAUGGAUCUAUCUCAGAGUGGACUCAAAAAGAAGCUGAAGAAGAGACGCUCCACAUUGUUUGCCAGGCUGAGUGAUGGCUUUGCCCGAAGCUCUGGAGGUGAAGAAAGUCCCUUUCCUUUCUCUCAGGACAGUUCUGUGAAGCCAUGGAAUUCUAUGGAGAAUUUGGAUAGCCCAGAACCUCAAGGUAAGAGUGAAGGGCCUGAAAAGGCAGAGCGUGUGAGGCCAUCAAACAUCAUGAACAUUAAUGUUGGCGGGAAAGUAUUCCGUAUUGCGAAGAGCGCGGCUCUCCAAUACCCCCAGUCUCGCAUCGGCUCACUGGCCCUGUGCACUGACAGAGUCAAGCAACUCGCACUCUGUGAUGACUAUUCGGUGCUCACUAAUGAGUUCUUCUUUGACCGUGAUCCUGCAUUCUUUCACUACAUCUUCCAUUUCUACCGGAAUGACAUUCUGUGGGUGAUGAGAGAGCUCUGCCCCAUUAACUUUGAAGAGGAAAUGACAUACUGGGGACUGAGCAUGAAGGAGACACAGUGCUGUUGCCGCAUUCUUUUUGAGGAAAAGGUGGAUGACAUUAAGGACUAUCUUAAAGUUGAAAGGGAGCUCAUAGAGGAAAUACAGCCCAAGCAGGAUGAGGAGGGCUUUGAUGGUAUGUUCCUCGGUGGUCUCCGCAAGGCCCUGUGGGACUUGAUGGAGAACCCUUACUCUUCAAUGGCUGCAAAAACCUUUGCAGUAUUUUCUAGCGUAUUUGUGAUAAUCUCUAUUGUGGCUAUGACACUCAACACUGUUACAGAACUAAAAACUUCCAAAGUUUACGGGAAGACUUAUAUGGAGUGUAUAGAGAUUGUAUCUAUUAUUUUCUUUACCUUUGAGUAUUUCUUAAGACUUCUUACAACUUGCGAUAUUAAGCACUUCCUGAAAAGUGCACUCAACUUUGUUGACCUGGUGGCAGUCAUGCCCUACUUCAUCCAGCUGAUCUUCGAGGCCUUUGCCAGUCAAGAAGAUCUGAGUGUUCAAGAAGACCUGCAAACCAUGGCACGAGUCAGCAAGGUCAGCAAAGUGUUGAAGGUGGUGAAACUCAUGCGCAUCUUCCGUAUCCUCAAGCUGGCGCGACAUUCCACUGGCAUGCGGGCGUUUGGGUUCACCGUCCGGCAGUGCAAGCAGCAGGUCUGCUGCCUCUUCCUCUUCAUCGCCAUGGGCGUCUUCACCUUCUCCGCGCUCUUGCACUCUGUGGAACAUGAUGUCCCUGGGACCCCGUUCAGCAGCAUCCCUGACGCCUGGUGGUGGGCUGCAGUAAGUAUCUCCACAGUAGGCUAUGGUGACGUGGUGCCUGUAUCCUUCCUGGGUCGACUGGUGGCAUUUGGCUGCGUCUCCUUUGGUAUAAUCCUGAACGGCAUGCCCAUCUCAAUCCUGUUUAACAAAUUCUCCGAUUACUACGCCAAACUGAAGGCACAGGAGUACACGUACAUUAAUGUGCAGCAGGGGCUGAAUCUCAGAGCUCGCUUACAGCACAAGCUCAGCAUUUGCUUUCGACCCCAAGCGGAGGAUCUGGAUGCGACCGACCGGCCUCCUCACACCUCUGUAGCGUGAAGGUGAGGGAGCGGCCACAAGGUGAAAGCUUGGAAAUUUCUCUGCACUGUAAAGACGGACGGGAAGUGCGAUCUGCAUUGCUAUGAAGAGAGAAUUAUUUUCUGUGUUGAACCUCUGAUAUCAUGACUGCUUCCAUAUCCUAUUCACUAUAAUUAAAGGCAUAUUGUGAUUUUA